AUGUUAAUCACCUGUUCUGGCAAAUGGAUCAUUCCAAAGGGUCUCGUGAAAACAACAUGGCGGUCGUCAUGUGUUUUUGGAGAAAGUUUGGAGUUACGUGAUGUUAUGAAGACCAAGACCAGACCAUGUUAGACACAGAGAAAGAUCCAGUCCGCCCGGCGAGAGGAAAAGUUUCCCAUCCCAGCAUGCAGCCUGUUCCACUCAUCUCCUCUGUACAGAGGAUCGUAUUGUACGAAACUAAAGCGCGCUUCUUUCUGGUGGGUUCCAACAACAGAGAGACCAAGUUCAGAGUACUCAAGAUUGACAGGACGGAGCCCAAGGAACUGGUUAUUAUCGAUGACAAGGUUGAGUACAGCCAGCGUGAGGUUAGGGAGUUGUUGUCCAUGUUAGAUGUAGGAAACCGUGCCACACGUCCAGCUCAGAAGGGCGGGGCGGGACUGACCAGAACGGUGUCUGCAUUCGGCAUUGUUGGUUUUGUCCGAUUCCUGGAGGGCUAUUACAUUGUGUUAAUCACCAAGAGAAGACGAGUUGCAAUCCUUGGUGGCCACACCAUCUACAAGAUAGAAGACACCAGCAUGAUCUACAUACCCAACGACAGUGUGCGGAACGCUCACCCUGACGAGUCACGAUACGUCAAGAUCUUCCAAAAUGUGGACCUUUCCAGCAACUUCUACUUCAGCUACAGCUACGACCUGACUCACACUCUACAGUUCAACCUGACUGCUGCUUGUAACUUCCUACCGUUCGGACGUACCAGGAAACACGACAAACAGAUGGAUUCCGCUGAUGAUGAUGAUGAUGUUGAUGAUGAUGAUUAUGAGGAGGAGGAUGGAGAAGAGGAAGGGACCAAGGACCAUGUGUUUGAAACCAGUGAGGAAAGUGGGGAUGAGAAGAUAGACGAAUCUGUGCCAAAUAUCGAACUAGAAAAAGGUCAUAUCUGUGGUGUCCAGAACUCACCAGAGUACAAAUACGUGUGGAACAGCCACAUGUUAGAGAAGUUUGAGGACAGAGUCCACCCAGACUGGAGAAUGUCCAUCAUUCACGGCUUCUGUGCACAGUCUAAUGUGUGUGUGUAUGGCCGCCCCGUCUUCAUCACUCUGAUCGCUCGCCGCUCCAUCCUCUUUGCUGGGACCAGGUUCUUAAAGAGGGGGGCAAACUGUGAGGGUCAGGUAGCCAAUGAGGUGGAGACGGAGCAGAUAGUCCACGAUGCCUCAGUGCUGUCGCUGGGCAGCGGACGGUAUACCGCGUACGUGCAGAUGAGGGGCUCCGUGCCGCUAUACUGGUCACAGGACAUCACCACCAUGAUGCCCAAACCUCCCAUUGGCUUGGACUUAGCUGAUCCAUACACCUGUGUUGCUGGUCUACACUUCAACGACAUGAUGAAGAGAUACGGAGCCCCAGUUAUCAUUCUCAACUUAGUGAAGAAACGCGAGAAGAGAAAGCACGAGAGCGUGCUGACGGAAGAGCUGGUCUCCGCGAUCAACUACCUGAACCAGUUCCUGCCUCCGCAGCACGCCAUCCAGUACAUCGCCUGGGAUAUGGCCAGGUUCACCAAGAGUAAGAAUGUGAAUGUGAUGGAGAGACUAGGGGAGAUAGCAGACCGUGUGGUGAUGAAGACAGGCUUCUUCAAGAGUGGUCCCCAUCUGUACUGCACCAAGCUCAGGCCAGAGGAAAAGUAUAGUGAGAUGCAAGGUGUAACAGAGGAGUCCGGUCGCCGCCAGACGGGAGUACUGAGGACUAACUGUGUGGACUGUCUGGACCGUACCAACACAGCGCAGUUUGUGACGGGGAAGGUGGCCCUGGCGUUCCAACUGUACUCACUAGGGGUGCUGGAGGAUCCGAAAUUAGAAUUUGACACGGAUGCAAUAAGAGUAUUUGAGGAACUGUAUGAAGACAUGGGUGACACCCUGGCCCUGCAGUACGGGGGGUCCCAACUGGUCCACAGCAUCCAGUCUUACCGCAAACUGACUCCAUGGACCUCCCACUCACGGGACAUCAUGCAGACUCUCUCCAGAUACUACAGCAAUGCUUUCUCAGAUGCUGAGAAGCAGAGUGCGAUAAACCUGUUCCUGGGUGUGUUUCUGCCCCACGAGGGGCAUGCCAACCUGUGGGACCUGCCCACAGACUACUACCUGCACCACACCUACUCCAGGGGGGACUUCCCCAGGAUCAGAAGGAGUUACACACAGUGGUGGGAGCUUCCCGUUCUUCGAGCCUUGCCCUUACCACAAGAUGAAGUGUCCAGAGACCACAGAGACGGUCAGGUUGUCCACUGGGGAAGUAAGGACGAUGAGCGAUUGGACGAGUUCUCAGAGUACUACCGACCCUUCCAGCUGACCAUGUUCGAGGACCUGUUUGUCAGCAACAUGCCGCAUUCUAUCAAGGACUUCAUGCCAAAUCCCAGUGACCCCAAGUCAGACCCUUGUCCCUUUGCUGUCAGGAAAACUACUGGGAAGUUUGGGUUUGGGAGUGGCAGAAAGGCCAUUGGUGCGACCCCUCCCACCUCCGCGGCGCCAGAAGACAACAGCUCGUCGGAGAGCGAUGUGUCCAGCGAGGACGAUCUGACGUCCUCGGCCACGCCCAUCAGUCCACUGUCCUCCAGCUCCACCCACGUCUCCUUCAAGGACUUGUUCCAAACCAUGAAGGAGACCUAUGGUGUUUCCAUCAACAAUAUGGAGGCCAUGGAAAGGAAGGACCUUUCUGUGUACAGGAGAUACGUAAUGAUUGGACUGAAUGCGUCCAAGCAGUUCACUGACCCAAAAGGAGUUCCUCGGGCAAGGAAGACAUUAACUGAGUUUUAUCCCACCAGUGCAUUCAAGAUUGACAGCUCCAGAGAAGUCAUCCCUCCCACUGUGGACAAACGGUCCAAGAAAGUUUACGAGGAGUACUUAGAACUGGGGAAGACGGGUCAUACCAAACCCAUCACCAGGGAGGACUUUGAAGUGUACAGAGGGUACGUCAGCAAAAAGUACAAGUAAAACUAGGAAAACUUCUUAGCUUUAUGCAACUGUUGCAAAUGUGUAUUGUUACAAAAACUGUAAACUAAAAUUAGUCUUGUUAUGUACACAACGGUAUUAUCAUUAAGGUUAUGUGCUUGUACUAAAUGUAUGAUAUAGUUUAUCUUGAAUGUAAUAUGUAGUAUGUUGUAAAUGGUACUAUAUAUGUGCAAUAAUAUCUCUAUACUAGAGUGUAUUUUAGGUUAAGACAGUUGCAAGAUGAACAAGACAAUAAAGAAUAUUGUUAGAGUCAGAAAGGGAUGGGAUAGAGAUGUUUUAGUCUCGAAAAGUUUUUACAAGAACUUCAUGUCAAAGAAUGAAUUUUGCUCAAAAACUAGAAUAAGGUUUGUUGACAUUGAGCUUGCAAAACCACGAGAUUUGAUUGCACUGAAUGAUGUAAAAUUGCAGUAGUAGUGUACUCUCCAAGCAGAGGUUGGUGGGAAAAAUCGUGACCUUUUCCUUUCAUAAUUUUUUUCGACCGGCCUUCGCACUGUGGGAAAAAUACAUGAAAGGAAAAGGUCAUGAUUUUUCCCACCAACCUGUGCUUGGAGAGUAGCAGUAGUGUACGUUAUACAUAAAUUUGUAUCUGUAAAUUACAUGUUUAAAUUUGUGAUAUAUUGCAAAUAUACGUUUCCAAUUACACAAGUUACACUUCCAGUAUUAGGAAACCCGACAACAAGCUAAUGAGGUUCGAAUAUGCCAAGUUGCAGUUGCAUCAGACAUGUUAUGUAUGGGGAGAAUGACAGAUAAUUCUAAUGGUAUAGCUUUGUUCAGCUGUACUAAAAAAUGUUGAAGGAAGCAUUAUAUUAUGUCAUGAGGAACAAAGAUCUGCAUUGUAUAGACUCCGAGAUACAUAUAGAAUGUCUACCUUGGCUUUCUCCUUGCGUGCAGUAUGAAAUAAAGGUAACAUUUCGUAGAACUCAA
Branchiostoma floridae (Florida lancelet) is the source of this 3920-nucleotide messenger RNA. RefSeq names its product polyphosphoinositide phosphatase-like. Gene Ontology annotation, cellular component: intracellular membrane-bounded organelle. Gene Ontology annotation, molecular function: phosphatidylinositol-3,5-bisphosphate 5-phosphatase activity. Lineage: Eukaryota; Metazoa; Chordata; Leptocardii; Amphioxiformes; Branchiostomatidae. The record is from RefSeq and is a predicted model, not a curated record. Gene Ontology annotation, biological process: phosphatidylinositol dephosphorylation. The coding region runs from base 126 to 2978 and encodes 950 amino acids. The transcript has 23 exons.